AUGCCCGCGAACAAUGGAGGGGGGCCCGUCCCGGGGCAUGAGGAGGCAGAGGCAAGAAACCACAGAGACAAUGUCGAUGUUUCCAGCCCUUACAACAGAAACAACAACAGCAGCAGCAACCGUGCUGAAGAUCUGGAAACCGUGCAAGGCAGCCCGCGAGUUGGGUUCGGUAGCUGUGCCAGCGAGCCUCAACUGUGGCGUUCGUUGAACGGGCAAAAGCCGCAGCAGAAGGAGGAAGAUGGCAAGCAGCAGCGCCCGGAGCCAGAGUCUGAUACGAAUCCGCGCCAGAGGCGGCGAAGCAGCAGCUGCCACUCUACCCGACAAGAGGCAACGGCAGCAAAUGUUGUGUUAAGGGAGGCUUGUUCGAGUGAUGCUCCUCUAGUGCGGGAUUUGAUGAAGUCUCACCUGCGGUCCUUGAUUCUUCCUGCAGUUUUCUACUGGUUGUGUCGGCAUGCGCAGGAUUUCGGGAGCUUCUUAGUUAUUUGCUGCUGCUUUGUGCCUUUCGACAGAAUGCUCAUGAGUCUCUGCUGCUUUCUUUUGCUGCUUCUUGCUCGUGUUAUUCUCGAAUUGGAACAGUACGCCUCAAGGGGUUGCCCCGACCUCGCAGAGUUCGAUCGCCAUUAUCUGCAGGCGGAGCGCAACAGAUUCUGGGUGGCAGAGCAGAAGCAACCUACUGGUAGUCGAGUCGUCGGCUGUAUCGGCUUUAUCAUUCAUCCUUCUAGUCCGCAGGAGGGCCAGCUGGUCCGUCUUGUCGUGUCUCCUGGAUCGCGGGGCGCCGGUGUAGGCACGCGACUGUUAUCCUGUGCUGUGGGCUUUGCCGCGAGCUGUCGAUGUCGUUCUAUUGAAGUUUUUGCGAAUUCGCUAAACGCCAGCAGCGCCAGCUUCUUCAGAAAUAGGCAUUUUGAGCUCGUCCAGGUUGUUAGGAGGAAGCUCAUGCGGGGUGACCUGCUGCGGUGGAGGAUGGCCCUCGACGGUCAAGGCCGACCAGUAGAACCGAAGGGAGACCCGGUUUCCAGUGUUAGUGGCCUACAUUCUGAGUAG
This is a messenger RNA of Eimeria mitis, 1041 nucleotides long. RefSeq names its product acetyltransferase domain-containing protein, putative. NCBI's taxonomy places the organism in Eukaryota, Apicomplexa, Conoidasida, Eucoccidiorida, Eimeriidae. The coding region runs from base 1 to 1041 and encodes 346 amino acids. Gene Ontology annotation, molecular function: N-acetyltransferase activity. The transcript has 4 exons. The record is from RefSeq and is a predicted model, not a curated record.